GGAAGAAAGUAACUUUUUAAAAAACCAAACAUGAGUUUGCACAUAUUUUGGCCAGCAAGUGCGUGCCUUACGCUUUUUGUUGUUGGCGUUAUUAUGAUUCUAAUUAAAUAUGGACCACAGAUUUGUGGUCGACAGGAAUUUCGUUCACAGAAAUACAAAAAUGAAGCUGAUGAUGAAAUUUAUGCUCGUGAAGUUUCUGAAUCAAUAGCAUAAAUUAUGCUUAUUUUAAAUAAUAUAACUAAUCGCUUUUUAAGCGAUAUAGAUAUCUAUCAGCUCAUUUAGAAAUCCAGUAUUUCAAGAAACUAAUAAUUUUUAUAUAAUUUGUAGUUUUUCUUUUAAUAUCCAUAAUUAAUUUUUGAUCUUUUAUUACUCAUUUUUUUUUAUUUACAACAAUUCCGUCCAUUGCAUGACUGCAUAGUUAAUUAUUUUAUACGAUAAAUUUGUAAAAUUUUAUAAAAAAUUUAUACAAUGUUGUUUACGUACGUACAUUGACCAAAAAUGUACAAAAUUAUAAAAGAUUCGAAUA
Chelonus insularis is the source of this 526-nucleotide messenger RNA. It is a transcript of the gene wrm2, whose product is annotated as wurmchen 2. The record is from RefSeq and is a predicted model, not a curated record. The transcript has a single exon. The coding region runs from base 31 to 213 and encodes 60 amino acids. Lineage: Eukaryota; Metazoa; Arthropoda; Insecta; Hymenoptera; Braconidae.